Terrapene triunguis (Three-toed box turtle) is the source of this 5093-nucleotide messenger RNA. RefSeq names its product protein phosphatase 1 regulatory subunit 13B (gene PPP1R13B). Gene Ontology annotation, biological process: regulation of apoptotic process; negative regulation of cell cycle; apoptotic process. Gene Ontology annotation, cellular component: nucleus. Gene Ontology annotation, molecular function: transcription factor binding; p53 binding. NCBI's taxonomy places the organism in Eukaryota, Metazoa, Chordata, Testudines, Emydidae. The record is from RefSeq and is a predicted model, not a curated record. Bases 266 to 3706 code for a protein of 1146 amino acids. The transcript is spliced from 18 exons.
GCGGCGCUGUCGUUAACCCCUGGCCUGGCGGAACGGCAGAGGACGCGGAGCAGGAAGCGCUGAGGUGAGGGGCUGUGGAGCCCGGCCGCCGCCGCCUUCUCCCCGCUGUGGGCAGCAGCCACCGGGGAGCGAGGCCUGUGGGGAAGCGAGAGGCGCCUGGCGUCGCUGCCGCCACGGUCUCCGCUUCCCCCGGCCGGUGAGGAAAGCAGCCCGCGCUGCAGCUAAGGAGGCUGGGAGCGACGGCGGCUCAGGGACCGCUCCAGAGAUGAUGCCGAUGAUAUUAACGGUGUUCUUGAGCAACAAUGAACAGAUUUUGACAGAAGUUCCAAUUACACCAGAAACAACCUGUCGAGAUGUUGUGGAGUUCUGCAAAGAACCUGGCGAAGGAAGUUGCCAUCUGGCUGAAGUGUGGCGUGGAAAUGAACGCCAUAUACCCUUUGAUCACAUGAUGUAUGAUCAUCUACAGAAGUGGGGACCCCGCAGGGAAGAAGUGAAAUUUUUUCUUCGGCAUGAGGAAUCUCCAGCUGAAAGCAAUGAACAGAGUGGGCGUCAGACCCAAAAUCAGAGAAAUGGAAUAAAUAUACCUGUGGAGAAACGUACAGAGAAUGGGGUUGGGAAUCCACGUGUUGAACUCACACUCUCAGAACUUCAAGAUAUGGCUGCCAGACAACAGCAGCAGAUUGAAAACCAACAGCAAAUGUUGGUUGCUAAGGAACAACGUUUACGUUAUCUGAAGCAGCAAGAACGCCGUCAGCAGCAGUCUAUUUCUGAGAGUGAAAAGCUUCAAAAACUUAAAGAACGGGUGGAGACUCAGGAGUCAAAGCUGAAAAAAAUACGUGCCAUGAGAGGACAAGUGGACUACAGCAAGAUCAUGAAUGGCAAUCUGUCUACUGAAAUUGAGCAUAUCAGUGCCAUGUUCCAGGAGAAGCAGCAGGAGUUACAAGCUGCAGUGUUAAAAGUGGAUCAGCUAACUCAGCAAUUGGAGGACUUAAGGAAAGGGAAAUUGAAUGGAUUCCAAUCUUAUAAUGGACAGAUGACAGGACCUGCAGCUGUAGAAUUAAAAAAGUUGUACCAAGAACUACAGAUUCGUAAUAGGCUUAACCAGGAGCAGAACUCCAAGCUUCAGCAGCAGAAAGAACUUUUAAACAAACGUAACAUGGAGGUGGCUAUGAUGGACAAGCGUAUCAAUGAGCUGCGUGAGCGACUAUACAAGAAAAAAGUUGAGGCACGUCAAAAAGAAAACAUUCCUUUAAAUCGUAUUAAUGGAACAUCAUCGCCCCAAUCAUCUCUGACUGCUUCAGGAAGAGUAGCAGCAGUGGGGCCUUACAUCCAAGUUCCUAGCGCUGGCAGUUAUGCUGUACCAAUAGACCCAGUGAAACCACAGUCUCUCACCAUUGCUUCCACUGCGACUCAUGGGAGAUCAAAAUCUGAGACAGAUUAUGGGUGUGUGAAAAAAUCUCCAGGAACCUGGAAGAUUUCUGAUUUAGACAUAAUAGUGGAUCCUAUUCUGUCACCUCCCACUUCCUCUCUUCAGUCUGCUGUUCAAAGUGUCAUCUGCCUGGCACCUACUCUGUCUGACACCCUGCACUCUAAUGAUGGAAAUUGGCCGACACUUAAACAGAGUUCAACUCCCGUGGUAAAACCACCUCAAGUCUCCAAUGCAGACUGGAAGGAAUCAAGCAUGGAUACUGCUUUAAAACAAGGAACUGUAUCCAGUCAACCUUUGCCAUCUUCAGUAUUAGGAAGUACUGAUAAACUGGGCCUUGAUAUGGGGAAAGUGCCACCUACUAUCCCUGGUGUAAGUAAGCAGUUGCCUCAAAACUAUGGAACCUAUCCAAGCCCUGUUCCUUUAGGAACAGGUUCUACAAAUUCACUGGAAAGGCGGAAGGAUGGCAGCCUACCAAGACCUGGCUCCAGUAUAACAAAUCGGCAAAGACCUAUUCCAUUACCACCAUCGAGCAAUAUACAUCAGCCUAGUUCCUCACAGCAGAUACAACAGAGAAUUUCUGUACCUCCUAGCCCUACUUAUCAACCUUCUGGUCCCUCCUCAUUUUCUGGCGGAGAUGGCAGGCCUGAGCUCCCUUUAACUGUGGCUAUCAGGCCUUUUCUAGCUGAUAAAGGAUCAAGGCCUCAGUCUCCAAGAAAAGGACCUCAAACAGUGAACUCCAGUUCCAUCUACUCAAUGUAUCUUCAGCAAGCAACACCACCAAAGAACUAUCAACAGGCUGUAUACAAUACCCUAAAUAAAUCAGUAAAAGCAGUUUAUGGAAAACCUGUCCUACAGUCUGGUUCAACCUCUCCAUCACCUUUACCAUUCCUUCAUGGAUCUUUGCCCACCCACACAUCACAGCCACAGUCUCAGCCUCAGAUUGAGUUCACUGAAAAAGAUCAAGAGCUGGAAAACAUUCCGCCAUCAGGUGAAAAUAGCAAUGUGGAAAACAUUCCUCGCCCUCUCAGUCCUACUAAGCUUACACCUAUUGUGCAUUCACCCCUGCGAUAUCAAAGUGAUGCUGAUCUUGAAGCUCUUAGAAGAAAAUUAGCCAAUGCUCCUAGGCCAUUAAAGAAGCGUAGCUCUAUCACUGAACCUGAAGGGCCUAGUGGACCAAAUAUACAGAAGCUACUGUAUCAGCGCUUUAAUACACUUGCUGGAGGAAUAGAAAGUGCUCCUUUUUAUCAACCAAGCAACCCACAGGACUUUAUAGGCAACUUAGCAGAUGUUGAUAAUGGAAACACUAGCACCAAUGGCAAUAUUGAAGAACCAAUUUCUGUGCAACCCACAGUUGCUCUUCCUGAUGAACCUCCUCCUUCAUCAGAUGCCAAUGAUAAUGAAUUACCUUCUCCUGCCACUGAGGACCUGAUUAGCACUGAAACCACUAACCAAACCUCUGAGACAACUGAAGACAAUAAUAACAAUCCUGCUGUAGUCCCUUCCACUGAGCAAUCACCCAGUCCCAUACCUGAGGUCAGCUCCCCAGUAGAAGAUGAAGUUCCGGUGCCACCAGCUGUUCCUCCUCCACUUCCUCCAACUAAACGUACCAACCUGAAGAAACCUAACUCUGAACGAACUGGUCACGGUUUGAGGGUAAAGUUCAACCCUUUAGCCCUCCUGCUUGAUGCUUCUUUGGAGGGAGAAUUUGAUCUGGUACAAAGGAUCAUUUAUGAGGUUGAUGAUCCCAGCAAACCCAAUGAUGAAGGAAUUACCCCUUUGCAUAAUGCAGUGUGUGCUGGUCAUCACCACAUUGUAAAGUUCCUGCUUGAUUUUGGUGUUAAUGUGAAUGCAGCAGACAGUGAUGGAUGGACGCCUUUGCAUUGUGCAGCUUCUUGCAAUAGUGUUCAUCUCUGUAAAGUACUUGUAGAAUCCGGGGCAGCAAUUUUUGCUUCAACUAUAAGUGAUAUAGAAACUGCUGCGGACAAGUGUGAGGAGAUGGAGGAGGGUUAUAUUCAGUGUUCCCAGUUCUUGUACGGAGUACAGGAGAAGUUGGGAGUCAUGAACAAAGGAGUAGUGUAUGCUCUAUGGGAUUAUGAAGCCCAGAAUAAUGAUGAGUUGUCAUUCCAUGAAGGAGAUGCCAUUACUAUCCUGAGACGUAAGGAUGAUAAUGAAACAGAAUGGUGGUGGGCUCGACUCAAUGAUAAAGAAGGCUAUGUGCCUAAAAAUCUUUUGGGGCUAUAUCCAAGAAUAAAGCCUAGGCAGCGAACCCUUGCUUGAAUUCAGAUGUUUGGCAGUGCAAAACAUGGCUGGUAACUGGAAGCUUAAGCCCACACUGGAGUCAUCCUUUUCUAUCACAUUUCAACUGGAGACAUAAAAUUAUAAUCUUUGUUUUUAAUGGUGCUCUCUCUUGUUAAUGGACAGCAGUCAAGGGUUUAAAAAUCUGCAGUUUGUAAAUGAAGAUCAUUCCAUGUAACCUAUCUACAGUAUUUUGUCAACUCUACUCUAAAUACCAAAAAUACUCUUCUAGAAGAGUCCAUGGAUGGAAGCUUCUUGUGUUAAAUGUUCACAAAUGUAAUUUCCAAAUUGCAGAUGUGCUGUCCAAUCUGUUCUAGUCCCACAAUAACUGUCCCAUGUCAAGAUUUGAUAUUUUUUGACACCACUGAAUGUUGUUUACUCAUUACUGACUUAAUUCUGUGUAUGCUGCAGAGAAGACUUUCACAAGUUAAGUGCAUAAGCAGUCACCAAGGCUCUAUAUACUCUAGGAUUUAGAAAUAAAGAUAUGUUAACUGAUGUUCUAAGUCCUAGUCUAGGGCCUGCUCUACACAUAAGACUUAAGUCAACCUAGCUACAUUGCUCAGGGCUGUGAACAAUUUUACAUCCUGUAUCACAGUUAGGUCAACCUAACCCCUACCAUACAUGCAGCUAUUGAAUGAGAGGUAGUUUACCUACAGCAAUGGAAAAACCCCUUCCCUUACUAGAGGAAGCAUCAUGCUACAGCUGUGCCACUGUAGUGUAAAGAUACCCUUUACAAAGCUCAAACAGAAGCUUUAGAGAUGCUAGGAUCUAGAUUUUGUUUGCAUUUAAAUGACAAGCCAGAAUCAAAACUACAGUUUUUGUAUACUUCUCAAAACCCCUACACUAAUUAACUUGUUCAUUUUCUUGGUAUUCAGCUUAUUACACGAGUUUUACCUCUACUAAUUUAAGUUACAGGUCCCACUCCCACUAACCUGUGAACUUGUCUGUUUGGAACAAAAGAACAUGUAACAGUGGAUUUGCAGUCAGAUUAAAAGGAUUUGUAUGUUUGCAUGGAUGAAAGUGCAAUAGUUGAGAAGGGUAAGAGUCUGAUAAGUUAAGAGGUACACUAACUUGAAGUCUGCCUGAGUAGUUGAAGGACUAAAAAGUGGAGAGCUAGUUGUACUAAUAUUGAGAGUCAAUGAGAGGAAGAGAAACAAGGGGUUUGAGGAUUUGAGAAUGGCAAUAAUUUGCUAUUUUGGUAAGGACAGUUUCUGUGGAUCUUGGCAGCCCGACACCUAUUGCCAAGGUGUGUUAUGCAAUAACCUUUCCACUAUAGUGUAGUUUCAAGCAAAAAAAAAAAAAAGCAGCACUUCACUGGAGUUAAUUGUACAUGGUUUUAUAUACCAGAAAUAUAUUUUGAAUUUCUCGU